Molecule: messenger RNA, 3132 nt
Organism: Mycena citricolor
Lineage: Eukaryota; Fungi; Basidiomycota; Agaricomycetes; Agaricales; Mycenaceae
Source: the annotation of a GenBank genome assembly
CGAAAACAUCACUUUGGGGUCUGCUAGGUAUCUCUGUUUCACCAGCAACAGUCGGCAGAUGAUCUUUCUGCCCGGGAUUUGGACGGCCAAACAGUCUGCCCUGGCUGCGAGGAUGAUGGUUACCGGAGACUCGUGCGCAUUCGAGAGCGCCUCGCCAGAUAAGCAAGUAAUGAAUUUGCGGGGCACCGGGUGACCCACGAGUGUCAUAAUCGAGAUCAUGACCGGUGGCAGUGUCUGUGUUGUGUCUUGCUUUUACUGCCACGCGAAACGCCGUCACGCGUCCACUCGCGUUUCUACUUGUCCCUUCGAACACAGGCCUCCAGUGUGGCCCGCCAUCUGGUCAUUCACAAGGACCGAUAUCAAAGAUUGGGCCAAGACAUGUGGUCCUUGAUCAGCGUCCUCACGUGAACUCCACUCUGCGAAUUCCACGCAAAAUUUCUGCGGAACUUACAUGCACUAUGUGGAAUAUUGGGCUUGUUAAUCAGACACAAUGAAGAUAAUCAUGGCCGGAUCAUAUCGAUGGUUUAGCUCGCGAGGAUAAUAGGCCUCUGGUCUGGAAGCGUUGGCGUCUUGUGAUCGCGUGCUUGCGGGGUGUGUGAGGCGUGUAUCGAGGCGUAUAUAUACCGCAGUCUCGCUAGAGUAGUCUCACUCCACAAUCCUCAUGAAUCAGCCUCAUUCUGCGAUGGAAAUGGAUCUUUGCGACUUGUUACUCGCAAUGAAGUUGGAGCAAUCACGUAAAUCGGAAAACGUCAUUCGGGAAGAAUGCCUCAUUCCUGCCGCUCAUGACGAAGACUCAACCAUGCUCGAGGCACAUCCUAGUCCUUGUUCCAACUCAUCCAGGUCAAACUCGCCCUUAGAAGAACAGCCUACUCACGGCUGCGCAUUCCUUCAAGCCAUCCAAAACCAAGUCAACGAUUUCCCAACAACGGGCGGCGAAUACAUCGAAACCAUCUUUACCCAUCGACAAAUUUCGUUCGCCUUUCCUGCAGCUCACAGAUCUUGUGCGCAAGCGUUCCUCAAUUUGUCUGCGUUAUUGCAAGGCCGUUCAUGGAGAGCGGAUCGCGAAUCGGACUCGGAGGCAGUGACUGCCUUUAAAUACGAAGCGCAGUUUAUGAUCUCUGUAAUGGCGUGAAACCCGAGGAUACCAGUAAUAUGACCAUGUAUAGAUUGUUACAGUACUAACACGACUCGAGCUGUCCGGUCCAGGAUCACAGCCACCCAAAUUAGGUUGCCUCUUGCUGCUCCUACUUUCAUCGUGCACUUGGGGGUUCUUGCUCCCUCAUGGAACACCACAAUACCCCGCCCUCAAGACGAGAAAAGAAAGCAACGCAUCCCCACAGCCAGUCCUCGGCCGAACACCGAAUAUGACUGAGGAUGGGAGUGGUACCAGCGAACUAAAGCGGCUGCCCAAACCUCUGGUAUCACCGCCUCGACCUCCCCCCGCCCAACUUGCCCAGGAUCAGGCCGACGACAAAGCGCGGAAGAAAGCAGCGAAGGAUAUCACUCAGUCAUGGAUGGAUCGCCUACAACUCAUCAGUGUUAUCACAACGUUCUUCGCGUCCACCGAGGCGGGAAUGCUGCAAGUGAUCACCGAUGGCACGACUGUGGCGGGGCAAGUGGCGAAUUCCGCGUUCCUGGCAGCGCUGGUGCUCCAUAGCUGGGCAGCGAUCAUAUCCUUCCUGGGCGCUUUCUUCUUGGUGCGUUUCAACCUGAAGGAAGCAAAAGAGGAAGAACUGGAGGUUGGAUUUGCGCCCGGACCUGAUGGCUACGACCAUCCAAUCUCCAGCCAGCAGUCCUCGGUCGAUCAUCUCAAGCUCCAGCCAGUGUGGACAACUAAUCCGCAUGUGGAGCAAGUCAGCCGCUUCAAGAACUUGAAACCACCAACCCAUCUGCUGGGACGCUGUCACAGCCUGUGUAUGCUGUUCACAUUCGCGGGCUUCGGGCUUGAUUUACUCGGCAUCCUGGCUUUCGCGUGGGGUCAAAAUCCCGUCUCGGUCGGAGUAGUAACUUCAAUUUCGAGUUUGGUCUGUUUCUUGGGUGGAGCAUGGGUCUUCAUAUAGUUUGCGUUGUAGCCCGUCCUUGUAUCCGAGCGGACGACUAUUGUAUACAUAUACUGUAGGCUGCUGAUCAACUAAAAAUUGGACGCGUCCAACACGUGAUCGUUACAUGCUGUCUUCCCGCCACCCUUUUCAGGCAUUCCUCCGACGCUCGCAAUGCCCGCGGAGGACACUGCGCUGGACCGCGACGGCUCAGAAGGAGCGCCCUUCUUCCAUACCCAAGCCGCAGAGUAAAGCUGUAGCUGAGUGGGCUGCCGACAAGGAGCUCGAACCCUCCGUCGCACGAUGGGCCUCUACUGCGCGGAAGCCCCCAGACCGAGCCAUCCCCGUCCUCAAAGUACUGGACAGACCUCUUGGGGUUCGCACGCGACCAACACUUGUGAAGCAGUCGAGGGUGGAACGGUUCAGAGAUAUCUGGCUUCGCGAGGAUACGAUUCUGGAUGAACGGAAACACCUAAUCGGAGAGCUCAAUCGAGGGUACUACGUCGACCACGCUAGGCUCAUACAUGCAGGCCAUAUGGGCAAAACAUGGCUUGCGCCGCCGGGGCUGAUCCUGGAAGACAAAGCCCUGUAUCUUCCCAACUUCAAGGGGAAAGAUCUGGACAAAGGCGAGGUGAAGCACACGACGAUCAUGUGCUAUGGCAAGAUCACCCUGCUCGCUAUCGAGUCGACGGAGCUUUCUGUCCUCCAAACGCGAAGCUUCGUUGAAUCCGUCCAUCCCAUGUUCGAAUCCAACCCCUUGUAUCAGCGUGUGCACAUCAACGUCCAAGAAAACAUUCUUAAAGCGCUCGUCGUCAAUCUCUUUCUACAUAACCUCAGAAAAAAGGUGCCUGAAGAAUUGUACGGAAACUGUAUGCUUUCUUCGCAGAAUCUGGAGUAUUUGCGAGGUCCGAUGGCGUUGGACAACAAACUGGUCGGCUACGUGUAUCUCAUCGACGAGAAUCUCAAGAUUCGGUGGGCCGCGGGGGGAGAUGCAACGAUGUCAGAAUUGAAAGCUUUGGAGACUUGCACGGCUGUUCUCUUGAACAGGUUAGCAGAGAAGCAGAAGAAACAACCUGCAUCACCAUCACCCUAG